AUGUUGAGGACAAGUCUUCUAUUAAUAUGGCUUCCCACCGCUGUCCUCGCUAAUAUACUCCCACCUGAUGAACUCCUCGGGCCCCAGUGUGGGGCCACUCGAUGUCUGGCACAAGGGCUAGCUGACUGCGUGGAUGGCGAAUGUGUCUGCCAAGGAAACAAUGUCAAAGGACUGGGAAACUUCGUCUGCGUCCGGGAAGACGAGGACUUUGCUGUCAUAUUCAACGACCCGAUGGUGCGAGACUUUAGCGGCGGCCACACGAAGAUCCCCUUGGUGUGCAAAUUUCUGGCAACGCACAUCUCCACACGAGCUUGCACGGGCAGCACUCCGGAUAAUGUAGAGACCGUCAAUGGGAUGUGUGAUUUCAGGUUCUUUGCUUGGGGCAGACGGCGGCUGGGGAAGACAUUCAUCCGAGGUAUCCAGGUCAACGUGAUGCUGUGGGUGGGCAACGACACCUAUUUCCACGCCUCUCGUCUGGAGACUGAAGCUGUCAAUGGCGUAUACACGUAUACAGAAGAUGGCAACAGGAACUCUUUUGGCGCGCCACCAUUCGGCGAUCCAGUAGUCACCAGUGUCCCGAGUUUAGGCAGCAUCUACACUCAAUACGACCACAUCAGCAAUUUUGCUCGAAUUAUAGCGCAGCCGUGCGGGAUUGAAGUUGGAAUCAGGGGCGUGGAACAGAUUGGAAGCCCAUUGGAACAUCCACCAGGAGUGUAUAUAAAAGUGCUGAAAGCUUGCG
Candidula unifasciata is the source of this 739-nucleotide messenger RNA. Lineage: Eukaryota; Metazoa; Mollusca; Gastropoda; Stylommatophora; Geomitridae. The record is from the annotation of a GenBank genome assembly.